This is a messenger RNA of Mitosporidium daphniae, 3357 nucleotides long. RefSeq lists its product as uncharacterized. Gene Ontology annotation, cellular component: nuclear pore. The transcript has a single exon. NCBI's taxonomy places the organism in Eukaryota, Fungi, Microsporidia. Gene Ontology annotation, molecular function: structural constituent of nuclear pore. Bases 1 to 3357 code for a protein of 1118 amino acids. Gene Ontology annotation, biological process: nucleocytoplasmic transport. The record is from RefSeq and is a predicted model, not a curated record.
AUGUUCAAUAACCCCUUUUCCAGGUCAGCCCAGCCCCAGUCGGCAAACGCAACGGCACAAGCAGCGACCACUGGACUUACACCAAACACCGGUGCAAUUGUCCCCUUUAACUCACAGCAACCCGUCAGCACUUCCCUAUUUGGUGGGUCCACGGGUGCGUUUGGGUCCACUGCCGCCAGUGGCCAGCAAAGCAAUUUAUUUGGCGUGUCGCCAUCGCCAGCUACAACGACGGCCACAGCAACAAACCCGUUUGGCUCUGCAUUCCAAUCAUCUAACCCCUCAUUUGGGGGAGCCGGAGCUACCCUCGCUGCACAACCGGCAACUUCGGCCACCGCCAACCCUUCUUUCGGAUCUGGCUCCUUUGGCUCAGCAGCACCAUCGAGUUCGCUGUUUGGUGGGUCUUCCUCAAAUACGACCCAAACAUCAUUGUUUGGGGGCUCUUCGUCUUCAGCUGCGGCGCCAACCUCGCUGUUUGGAACGGCAUCCACGUCUACUACAACGCCGUCUCUCUUUGGAAUGAAUGCUUCCUCAGGGACCGCCCCAAGUUCUGCAUUUGGUGCAACAUCAAACGUUGCGCCAUCUUCCACAUUUCCUGGGAGCAGUAUUUUCGGCUCUGCGCCCUCUUUUGGAUCUGCUUUUCCAGCAUCUUCUACGACACCUAGCGCCCCGGGAUCCGGGUCCAGCUCUAUUUUUCAAGUGUCUGGAAAUACUCCAGCAUUUGGCACGACCUUUUCUCAGCCGACAGCAUCAUCGUCUUUUUCUCAGCCAGCUUCAUCAACAUCGUCUUUUUCUCAACCAACAUCCUCAACGUCAUCGUCAUCAUCGACAUUUCAACAACCGACGCCAUUUGGAACCACAUCCUCAACCCAGUUUGGCUCGUCCGCAUUUAACGGUGGAACGACCAUGUCAUCUUCAGUGCAACCUUCUCUUUUUGGCUCUUCGAUGACAUCUUCGGGUAGUGUAUUUGGGAAUGCAGCACCCCAAACUUCGUUUGCAGGCCAAACGCAAUCUUUUGGUAGCGGUGCCGGGCUUUUUGGGUCCUCAACCUCUGGUACACAACCAUCUCAGUUCCAACCGCAGCAGACAACUAACCUUUCUUUUGGCAGUUCUACCUCUUCGCUUCCUUUUGGGGCAACCCCUUCUCUUGGGACUGGAAACCCGCCAUACACAACUACAACUGAUACCGAUAAUCAAACUACACUGCAUCUGCAAAGCAUAUCGGCGAUGCCUGCAUAUAUCUCAAAAUCGGUUGAAGAGCUUCGCCUUGAAGACUAUCAUCGUGGUAGGAAGGCGCCUGGUUACGGAUCUCCAGGCGUAACAACCCCUACGGCCACUACGCCGUUUGGUAUUGGAUCUACUCCAUCUCCCUUUGGCGUUGGGGCGCCCUCUUCUGGCUUUGGAACUACUUCUGGCUUCGGAUCUACUUCAUCUAAUCAACCUUUUGCAAAUACAUCUAUGUUUGGAGCAGCUGCCACUCAACCAACAACGUCAAUAUUUGGAACUGCAUCCCAGCCUGCUUCUUCAGCUAACACGACCGGCUCGAUGUUUCCAUCAGCAUCAUCUACAUCUACCACGCCAUUUUCAACUGCCCCUCUGCAACCUGGAGGCAAUACCGUCUUUCAACCGACACCGUUCCAGCCAACGAAUACUUCUAGCUCAAUAUUUGGUUCAUUUCCCACCACAUCUGCGCCCGCAGCAACCGCACCGUCCUCAUUUGCUACCACCACCCCAUUUACCUCAUCGACACUCGGUACUGGAGGGAUGUUUGGACAGCAAACACAGCCACAGCCCCAGCCGCAAACACAACCUCAACAAACUGCAUCCUCGUUCCUUGGGUCUACAUUGUUUGGGGCUGGACAACAACAGCCCUCGUCCGCCACAGCAACCACACCAUCCACAUUAGGAACUGGAGGCUCAUUUUUCCAGAACCAGAUGCCAUCCUCUGGAUCUUUAUUUUCUCAGCCACAACAACCAACAAGCACUAUGACUUCUUCUUUGAAUGCUCCAGGAAUGGCGUCAUUGGGAGCUCCUGUAACUGCAGCACCUAGCACCACACCUGCUCCAUCAACAUUUUCCUUCCAAUUACAACCUUCAGGGGCCUCAGGCCAACCGUCAAGUCUACCUUCAUUUACAUCAACAAAUAAUCGUCCUUUGACAACCAGUGGUACUGCUCCAUUGACACCAUUUACCCAACCAUGGUCAACGCCGGCAAUGAUGUCUUCUGCCACUGGAGGCACUCCAGUGUCUCUUCAGACACCUGGGGCUGCUAACAUGACACCUAAAGCAUCAGCCCAAUUUGGUCGGCACCCCUGGCUUGAUGCGCCACCAACACCGACAGCCUCAACCCCUUUAUUAACAACCACAUCAAUGCCAAAAGCGACCUCCUCAAUAGGCAUGCAGUCGAAGCUCGGAAAAUCAUGUCUUUCUCAGCCGUUAACAUCGUCAAGUCUUACUCAACAGUCAACAUCCUCAAGCCUCAACCAACAGUCUUUAGCCUUUCCCAAUCUAAAUGGCUCUGGAAAGGUUUCGCUGAUCUCCAGCAAUACACUUAGGCAAUUACACCCAAAUCUGCCAUCUUUGUUUCCUUUGCUUUCCGUUAAAAAGUCAUUGAAGACACUUGUAGUUGAUUUUAAUGAAGACCGCAAAGACUUUACCCCGAGCAUUACAAACCGGUUUAACGCCGAAAACCGCAAUAGCCUCGAAAAGAACGGAAAUUUGGGGGAUUUCCAUGUUCUCGGUACUCAGGGCUCUCCUCCUGAACAUCUUAAUUUCGAUAAUUCUCAAGAAAGCGUCCUAAGUGGGUCCAGAAGCAGGGUGCAAUCACUUCCUGGCGGCUUCUAUAUAUCACCACCUGUGACGGAGAUCAUUGCAGCUUGUAUAAAUUCGAAGGUCCCUCUUACGAUCAAGGAAUUUCUUUUAGGUCGAAAACAUUUUGGAGAUGUCUCUUUUUUGUCCCCUGUAGUAGACAUCGCGUCGUUCCUGCCCGUCACAGACGAAAAAUCAUUUGUUCUUCGGUUGUUCGGGAAAGAGGCCGUUUCUUCUGCAGAUACACAUUUAGAAGAAGAUGAUGAUGAUGAGGGAAAUGAAAACAAUCCGAUUGUAUCAUUUGGGCCUCGAUCGAUUACUAUAUAUCCCGAGGGUAUGGAAAAGCCGCCAGUAAAUAUUGGUUUUAAUCUUCCGGCACGUAUUAGGCUUGAGGGAUGCUAUCCGCGGAGAUCCCAUGACUCAGAUAACCAGAUCCACGAAUCUUCAGUCCUAGAUGCAUUUGUAAAGAAACUGCGAUCGGUUCCAGGAACCACGUUCCUCUCUUACGAAGAAACCACCGGGCUUUGGGUGUUUUCGGUAGAGCACUUUUAG